This is a messenger RNA of Penicillium oxalicum, 3438 nucleotides long. RefSeq names its product DDB1/RSE1 family protein. Gene Ontology annotation, cellular component: nucleus; site of double-strand break. Lineage: Eukaryota; Fungi; Ascomycota; Eurotiomycetes; Eurotiales; Aspergillaceae. The coding region runs from base 1 to 3438 and encodes 1145 amino acids. The record is from RefSeq and is a predicted model, not a curated record. The transcript has 5 exons. Gene Ontology annotation, biological process: proteasome-mediated ubiquitin-dependent protein catabolic process; DNA repair. Gene Ontology annotation, molecular function: nucleic acid binding; protein binding.
AUGGCCUAUGUGGUGCCCAUUCACCGAGCAAGUGGCAUCCGCCAUGCGGUGAAGCUGAACUUCAUCAACGCUGAAGAAGACUGCUUGGUCGUAGCAAAAGCCAAUCGGCUCGAGUUCUAUACCUUGACCCCCGAUGGUCUCACCUUGGCGCAGACUCACGCGGUAUACGCGCAGGUCACCAUGCUCGCGCGACUCCCAGCACCAGCCAAUUCGCCGACCGAUCACCUAUUUGUCGGCACUGACCAAUAUAACUUUUUCACUCUGGCAUGGGAUUCUUCCAAAAAGAAGGCCCGCACGGCGCGUAGCUACGUUGAUAUUGCAGAGCCAUCAGCUCGCGAAUCCGAGACCGAUCCGCGAUGCUUGGUUGAUCCUAGUGGACGCUUCAUGACGGUUGAGAUCUAUGAGGGCGUCAUUGUUGUGAUCCCGAUCAUCGAGCCGACCAAGCGGAAGGGGAGGCCAUCGCAAGCCAUUCAGCAAGCCGAGCCCCCGCAGGUGGGUGAGCUCGGUGAGCCAACCGCGACCCGGAUCGAUGAACUCUUCGUGCGGUCUUCGGCGUUUCUUCAUUCUGGGUCCAACCAACCAUGGCUAGCGCUGUUGUACGAGGAUAACCAGAAGAAGGUCCGCCUUCGGAUUCGGGAGCUGGAGUACAGUCGGGCGACUUCAAGUGGGCCGGCCGAUGCGACCUUCAAAGAAGUCCAAGAGAAGAAAUUGGAUGGUGGUAUCUUUGCGCAUGAAUUAGACAUGGGCUCAUCACACCUGAUCCCAAUUCCGGCACCAUUAGGUGGUCUGAUAGUCCUUGGAGAGACAUCCAUCAAGUACAUUGAUGACAAUGCCAACGAUAUGAUCUCGAGGGACCUUGAGGAGGCUACUGUUUUUGUGGCCUGGGAAAAGGUCGACAGCCAGCGGUGGUUGCUCGCCGAUGAUUAUGGGAGACUCUUCUUCCUCAUGUUGGUCCUAAACAACGAAGGGGAGGUUGAGGACUGGAAGUUGGACUUUUUAGGAAACACGUCUCGCGCCACAAAGCUGGUCUAUCUUGGCGGAGGAAUCCUGUUCGUUGGUUCCCAGCAAGGUGAUUCCCAAGUGCUUCGCAUUGGCGACGGCUCCUUUGAGGUCCUCCAGACUCUGUCCAACAUUGCUCCCAUUCUGGAUUUCACCCUCAUGGAUCUCGGCAACCGCACAAACGACGUGCAGACACACGAGUUCUCCACUGGACAGGCCCGCAUCGUCACUGGGUCCGGUGCGUUUGACGACGGAUCCUUGAGAAGCGUGCGAAGUGGGGUUGGCAUGGAAGAAUUGGGAGUGCUUGGUGAAAUGGAUCAUAUCACCGAUCUUUGGGCUCUCAAGGCUAAUAGCGCAGGGGAAUUCCUCGACACAUUACUUGUUACAUUUGUCGACGAGACGCGUGUCUUCCGCUUUAGCAGUGAGGGUGAAGUCGAGGAGCUGGAAGAAUUUGUCGGAUUAUCUUUGACAGAGAAUACGCUUCUAGCAUCGAACCUGCCAGGUAACCGCAUUUUACAAGUGACCGAGAAACGCGCCGUCAUUUCCGAUCUUGAUGGUGGCAUGAUUACUUUUGAGUGGUCAUCUCCGUCACAAAAGGCGAUCACUGCCGCUUCAUCAAAUGACGACCAUCUGGUGCUGGUUGUCGGUGGUCAAAUAUUGGCAACCUUCUCCUUGCAGAAUGAGGCUCGCCUAAUCCUAGAGAAGGAUAUGGGAGCGGACCUGCAGAUCUCUGGAGUGACGGUCCCGUCCAAGCCCGCUGGAGUCUGCGUUGUGGGUUUCCCACAAAGCGCCAAGGUCGCGAUUUUGGACAUGUAUGAUCUGUCCGAGCUUCGAAGCCAGUCUCUUGGGCAGACCGGGGACGCGUUUCCUCGUUCAGUGCUGGUUGCAGAUGUCUUGGCUGACUCUCCCCCCACGCUGUUCAUAUCCAUGGCUGAUGGCAGUGUGAUCACAUUCACAUUGGAUCCAGAAACCUUUGCACUGAGCGAAAUGACGAAAUUGAUCCUUGGAUCCGAACAGCCAACAUUCAAAAAACUUCCCCGGGGUGAUGGGUUGUGGAAUGUCUUUGCCACCUGCGAGAAUCCUAGUCUUAUCUACGGUUCCGAGGGCCGGAUUAUCUACUCUGCAGUGAACUCGGAAGGAGCAUCACGUAUCUGCCAUCUUAACGUCGAGGCCUUUCCCGGAUCGAUUGCGGUGGCUACAACGCGGGAACUCAAAAUCGCCCUGGUCGACAAGGAGCGGACAACUCAAAUCCAAACACUACCCAUGGGCUCGACUGUGCGCCGGGUAGCCUACUCACCCUCCGAGAAGGCAUUCGGACUUGGCACAAUCGACCGCAAAUUGGAGGACGGCGUAGAAAUCGUGAAAAGCCACUUUGUCCUUGCAGACGAGAUCCUUUUCCGGCGUCUCGAUGCAAUCGAACUUCACCCUGAUGAACUUGUUGAGAGUGUGAUUCGCGCCGAGUUGCCGGCCGGGAAGGAUGAGACUGGAAAAGAGCUGAAGAAGGACAGAUGGAUUGUGGGCACGGCCUACUUGAGUGACGAGCGAGAAGAUUCGAUCCGCGGGCGGAUCCUUGUCAUGGAGGUUGACCACGGUCGAAAGUUAACCCAGGUUGCUGAAUUAGGGGUUCGCGGUGCGUGCCGUGCCUUGGCGAUGAUGGGUGACCGUAUUGUUGCAGCACUGGUGAAGACUGUGGUUGUUUACAAUGUGGCCAAUGACAAUUUCAGCAAGAUGAAGAUUGAAAAAACAGCGACCUAUCGCACAUCGACUGCACCCGUGGACCUCACGGUUGUCGGUGAUCUGAUUGUCGUGGCAGAUCUGAUGAAGAGUGUCUGUAUCGUUCAGUUCACCGAGGGACAAGACGGGGUGAAUGACAAGUUGGACGAAAUUGCACGCCAUUACCAGACUGUCUGGAGCACAGCAGUUGCGUCUGUUGACCAAGACAUGCUGCUUCUCAGUGAGGCAGAAGGCAAUUUGGUCGUGCUCUCUCGAAAUCAAGGCGGCGUCACCGAGCAAGAUAAGCGCCGCUUAGUGCCUACCAGUGAAAUUCGCCUGGGUGAAAUGGUCAAUCGAAUUCGCCCAAUUCACAUCCAGCAGCUCGCUAGUCUGACAGUGACACCGCGGGCUUUCCUCGCUACGGUUGAAGGUUCCAUUUAUCUCUUCGCUCUGAUCAACCCUGAGCACAAUGACUUCCUCAUCACGCUGCAGAAUGUCAUAGCCAGCAAAAUCGAUUCCCUGGGCGGACUAUCGUUCGACAAAUUCCGGGCUUUCCGGACACUGACCCGAGCUGCAGAGUCGCCGUAUCGCUUCGUGGACGGCGAGCUGAUCGAGAAGUUCCUUGAUUGCGAUUCCGCACUGCAGGAAGAGAUCCUCGCUGAGGUGGGCUCGCGAGACGUGGCGGAAGUUAAAGGAAUGGUCGAAGCCUUGAGACGGUUACAUUGA